GGUACACUAAUGUGGUGUCUCAGGACCUACAAAAAAGUCUCUUGGAGCCAAGUGCAUUGUCGCACAGGAAGUCGGCCAUUUUGGUCCAAGUGCGCAAUUUAGUGGUUUUCGCACACGUUGUUUGGAGAGUGAUGCUCCGUCGCCCUUUUCACCAAUUGCCUUCACACUUCGGCUACAUACUCUUAACACAUAGAUGAAAAAAUUCAACCGUCGGAUUUUAAAUAAGUAUAAAGGUGUGGGCGUGGCUAAGCCUCAAACUUUGACCUGUCGCCACGCCACUCUUUUUUUUCACAGCUCCCUAUUGGACUCCUUUUAACCAAUCACCACCAAACAGUGGCGAAUAGCAGCAGACAAGUUGAGGUCACUUGGUCUAUAGUACUGGCAGGUUUCGAAUAAAGGCGGGGCUUUGGAAGAAUGGCGAAAUUCGCCAUCACGACAUGGAAAUACGUUUGUCUCUCAUUUCUUCAGUCAUUGUGACAUCGCCAUACAAGUUCUGAUGAGUGAUCCUACUCUGACCCCUAAUAGAAUUGGACAGCUGAAGUUUGUGGGCGUGGCCUAUUUUCUGAAACAGCGCCCCCUAGGACCAUUAAAACAGUCAGCCCCAAGCCAUGCUUUGACUGAGGAUCACAAAAUUUGGCACACUAAUGUAGUGUACCAGGACCUACAAAAAAGUCUCUUGCAGCCAAGCACAAUGUCGCACAGGAGGUCGGCCAUUUUGGUCCAAGUACUCAAUUUAGUGGUUUUCGCACACGUUAUUAGGAGAAUGAUAUCUCCUCGCCCUUUCCACCGAUCACCUUCAAACCUCUGCUAUAUACUCUUAAGACAUAGAGGAAAAAAUUCAACCGUCGGAUUUUAAAUAAGUAUAAAGGUGUGGGCGUGGCUAAGCCUCAAACUUUGACCAGUCGCCAUUACCUUAUUUGACUUAACAACUCCCAUGUGCAUGAUCAGAUCAAUUUCAUACUUUGUCUGUGUGAUCACUGACCACAUCUGAAGACAGUGACAAUGUGGAGAAUUGACAUCACCUAAGCCCCGCCCCCUGACUACAGGAAGUCAACUGUUUUAUGGUGAAAUGCCCAUAUUUGUUCCCUCUAAUUUAGUCAAGAUGACACUAAGGUCAUGCACUGUCUUCAUGAUGUUGUAAUGACCAUUCAGAUCUGAUAGCUUUUCAGAAAGGCAGGGGCUUUGAUGCCAUGGCGAUUUCUGACGUGACACUGUGACCUUACGUUUGACUGUAACUUCCACAAACAGCCUCCGACUUGCCCGAGACUGAACAUCGCAUCACCAGUGUGGUAAAGAUAGAGUAUCUCCUAGUGGUGAGACGUGUAAUGGUGGGCUCAGAGGGGAUGCUGAGUCAGGGUAAGGUGUGGACGAGGAGGCCGUUCACGGUUUCUGGUGUCGGGGUGGUUGACUUUCUGUUCCGCCAGACGUUCCCUGGUGCCCCCGGCUGCCGGCCAGGACGGAGAAGCGCGGAGCUGGGUUUGGAGAGCGUCGGGGAUGGAGCGGAGGGGGUGCGGAAGGAGGGCGAGCAGCUUCGCUGCGAGGGCCGAACGACGCUGCUUGCAGCUUUAAUUUAUUUUCUCCUCCUCUGGCUGCUACCAGCUGAGGCUAUUUGAGGCUCUGAUUUAGUGUGUAUUUGGAGUGCUAAUGAUUCACAUCCUUUCUGCGUUUGACAUUUUGUGGAUUCCACCAGGACGUGACGCUGGAUCUGGGAGCUGUGGUUUGUUGAGCUCCCAGACAAACUGUUGUUAUAUUUGUUGUGCACAACGUUGUUGUGGCACCUUCAUUCAUCCACCUGUGUCCUCUACUUUAAUCCUCUUUCUGAAUUAAAUCCAGCUUUUUAUGACAGACGGUCCACCUUUAGCUGUUUCGACCUUGUUCUGAUUUGCCCAGCAGCCCCACUUUUAACUUGCUGAGAAAUAUUAAAUUCGGUGGCCUGAUUUUCUUUCCAGGUAUUUAAGUCUGUCCGGGUGGGUCAUUGGAAUGUGAGGAAAUAAGCAUAGAAAAUGUCCUCUCUGGGAUGAUCUGAGGGUGGGGAAAGCUAUUUUUGACUGUGAGAAUUUGUCAUUCUUUAUUGUUUACUCACACUCGAAGCCUUGAGAGUCCAGAGUCUGCUCAGAUCAGGAAAGCAAAUAGAUAACAAGAGUUCAGCUGUUCAUUUCUGACCGAGAUUAACAGACUGUCACAUGAUCUGUGGAGACCAGCACAGCUAUCACCAUCUGCUCUUCACUUUUCCAACAGGGCAGAAGCUCUUUAGGGCAGGUGAUCUUCAGCGUUCGGACUAACAGGUGCGUCAGGACUCGUCCCACCCGUCGCCACUGGUCAGCACAUACACAUGCGCGACACCAUGGGCAGCUCCCCAGAGGUGCUCUCGUGGACUUCUUGCCCAAGCCUGUUGGUGGGGAAGCUGAAGGAGGAGCUUAAACUCACUGUGGUCGGCGACACCAUGAAGAAAUCAACCUCGCCCAAUUCCCAGCCUCCUCAGGUGCCCUUCUCUAACAUGCCCCCUCAGAUCAUCACAGACCUCGCCCCGCCGACCAACCUCCCCAUUCCGCUGCACACUCCCGGACAAGAUGACGACUCCAUGUUGGGGGGCGUCAGCCCAGGAAACACCGCCCUGAGCGUGGACUCGAUGCGGAGCGAGGGUGGACACUUUGACAAUAGUGUCCUUCAGCUGCAGGAGCAGGAUCAUGACGAAGCGGGGUCACCGGCGUCCUGUGAGCACGGUGGGUGUGGCAGCGGCGUGGAGGAACAGACGGGCGAAGGGGACUGCCCAGUGGACCAAAGCGGUGACGGGAGGCCUGGCCACCCGCGGCACCCUGACGACAUCAAGCUGCACUUCCAAAGAGCGGGACCCGGGUCCGGAGGCUUCCUAGAGGGGCUGUUUGGCUGUCUUCGGCCCGUCUGGAACAUUAUAGGGAAAACGUACUCCACAGAAUACAAGCUGCAGCAGCAAGACAUGUGGGAAGUCCCGUUUGAGGAGAUUUCUGAGCUGCAGUGGCUGGGCAGCGGUGCACAGGGAGCCGUCUUCUUGGGAAAGUUUCGCUCCGAAGAGGUGGCCAUCAAGAAAGUGCGUGAGCAGAAGGAGACAGACAUCAAACACCUGCGGAAGCUCAAGCAUCCCAACAUCAUCAGCUUCAAGGGCGUGUGCACCCAGGCGCCCUGCUACUGCAUCAUCAUGGAGUACUGUGCACAGGGUCAGCUGUACGAAGUUCUGAGGGCGGGGAGGAAGGUGACCCCCACGCUGCUGGUGGACUGGGCCUCGGGAAUCGCCAGCGGCAUGAACUACCUGCACCUGCACAAGAUCAUCCACAGAGAUCUCAAAUCACCCAAUGUCUUGGUCACCCACAACGACACUGUGAAGAUUUCUGACUUCGGAACAUCCAAGGAGCUCAGCGACAAGAGUACAAAGAUGUCGUUUGCGGGUACGGUGGCGUGGAUGGCGCCGGAAGUCAUCAGAAAUGAGCCAGUGUCAGAGAAAGUGGACAUCUGGUCGUUUGGGGUUGUGUUAUGGGAACUGCUCACGGGAGAGAUUCCCUACAAAGACGUGGACUCUUCCGCCAUCAUUUGGGGUGUUGGCAGCAAUAGUCUACACCUUCCUGUCCCCUCCACCUGCCCGGAUGGAUUUAAAAUCCUCAUGAAGCAAACAUGGCAAGGCAAGCCCAGAAAUCGACCAUCGUUUCGCCAGAUUCUCCUGCACCUCGACAUCGCCGCUGCUGAUGUUCUAGGAACUCCUCAGGAGACCUACUUCAAGUCUCAGGCAGAAUGGAGGGAGGAGGUGAAGAAGCAUUUUGAGAAGAUAAAAAGCGAAGGCACGUGCAUCCACAGGCUGGACGAGGAGCUGAUCCGUCGCAGGAGGGAUGAACUCAGGCACGCGCUGGACAUCCGGGAGCACUACGAGCGGAAGCUGGAGAGAGCCAACAACCUGUACAUGGAGCUUAGUGCCAUCAUGCUGCAGCUGGAGGUCCGAGAGAAGGAACUGAUGAAGAGAGAGCAGGCAGUGGAGAAGAAAUACCCCGGCUCCUACAAACGCCACCUGGUCCGACCCAUCGUCAGGUCCAAUGCCGUCGAGAAGCUCAUCAAGAAGAAAGGAAGCAUCUCCCACAAACCCGGAAUGCCUCCAACCAAAAGGCCGGACUUGCUUCGCUCUGACGGCAUCCCCAGCAUCGACCCCCUCCCUUCCCCGUCGCCGCUCUCAGCCAGCCCUAAGAUCUCCACCCCUCCUGGGAAAACGCGCUACAGAAGCAAGCCUCGCCACCGCCGCGCCAACAGCAAAGGAAGCCACAGCGAGUUUCCUGGAGCGUUAAAGCCUGUCCCUGGGGUGCCAGAGGACACACAGUCUUUGCAGGAACAAAUGUUCCACCACCACCACCAUCACCACCACCCGCCACCACCAUCCACUGAGGGGCAAUUUCUCCCCCUGAAAGGCCGCGAGGAGGCCGUCGUUAAUUGUGCCAACAAUCUGCGCUACUUUGGCCCCGCUGCUGCUCUCCGCAGCCCUCAGACCGACCACCCGCAGCGCCGCGUUUCCGGCUCCAGCCCUGACCUCAUUUCCACGGCGAUGGACGUAGACACGCGGCAGCGGACGUCAUCCACUGGCUCCAAUCCCGUUUCAGGUGCAGGUUCUUUGUGCCCCUGCUGCCAGGCUCACCCCAUCCCUGGCUGCUUGCACUGUCAGGAAACCCCUCCCACACUGAACCCACCGGUGUUGCCACACUGCUCUCUGCUUAAUGCACAAGAAGGCACUCAGUUGUCUCUGAGGGUGCCCAACAAAGAUUUGGUUUCAGGUGGAGAGGGCACGAAUACGGCUGACCCUCAGGCUCAGGACCCCACCCAACCUAAACACCCCCUCCCCUCUGCACUGCCCCGCACCCUCAGGCCUCUCAGAAAGGGUGGUGAUGAGUCAUCCGAGGAGGAGGAGGGAGAGGUGGAUAGUGAAGUGGAGUUUCCAAGGAGACAGAGACCUCAUCGCUGUAUGAGCAGCUUCCAGUCCUACUCCACCUUCAGCUCAGAAAACCUGUCGGCAUCCGACGGCGAGGAGGGGAACACCAGUGACCACUCCCACAGUGGCCCCCUGGAGAAGCUGAGCACCAGUCAGGAGGAGCACUUGGACGAGCUGCUGUCUCACACACCAGACAUCCCCAUCGACAUCUCCACACAGUCGGACGGUCUCUCUGACAAGGAGUGCGCCGUCCGCAGGGUGAAGACGCAGAUCUCGCUCGGGAAGCUGUGUUCCGACGAGCAUAGCUACGAGAAUCCUCUGCAGUUUGGAGACUCUGAGUGCGACUCGUCCGAGGCAGAGUGCUCCGACACCACCAUCAGAAACAACAAAAGCGGCGCUCCGUCCUCGUGGUGAAACGUUUCUGCCUGGUCUACCUCCGUUACAUACUCCUCCCAACUUCGGGCUCCACAGAAAACUCAGCAAUAAAAGUACAAGACAGCAAACUGAACCCUCCUAACGAAGUCCAACGUCAUCUCUCCCAGAACCUCUCUUCCCUCCGUCCCCUCAUCCAGCACCGCACCCAGGCAACACAUGGCAGGGAAAUCCUUUUGAAUGAUGAUGUACAGUCGAUAGAUUAGCAUUCUUAAUUUAUUUUUGUCAAGAGUUUUGAAAAGAAAUUCAGGACCUUUGUGAGUUCUCUGAUCUGAACAGAGGAGAAAAAUGACACUGAAACUAAGCGUGUGUGUGUUGGGAUGAAGAUGAGGAUGCAGACAAUGAUGAUGAUGAUGAGAAUGUGUAGAUGUUUCUGAGGCCAACAGAAGUAGAGAGCUGCAUCACUACAGGCCUUCAUCUUUCUACAUCCUUCAUCUCCCUAAAAACAAAAGAAGCAAUCUCUCUUAUUACUGUUUGAGCUGACUUGUUAUGAGUUCUCAGCGCUGAGACCUGGUUCUCCUCUUCCCCCGCUUUGUGUUUGUCCCCUACUGUGGCCGAAACAGGAAACGACGAUCUCAUGGAAACAGCGUGAACACCAGCAUGAACAACCUGCCUCCCAAACCGACUUCCUCCCUGUCUAAAGUCGCUGUUUUGUCAUCAGGACCCUCCUUCCCCAUUUAAGCAUGUCCGUGCAGCUUGCAAAAUGCAAAAAAGAAAAAAGCUUUACAACGAUGGCAUGAAGCAGAUAAGCUAGCAGAACAACAAAUGAUAAAUUAGCUGAAAGCUAAUUUAAAAACACUCUUCCUCUCUGAUCCUGCUUAUCUGCCUCUCUAAUCAAAAAUCUGAUGUCACGACCAGAGCAUUCGAGGGAGUUAUUGUUUGUGCAUAUGUGAACAAUAAGCCCCUCCCUCAUCGUUAGACAUUACAGUUUCAAGUCUCAUCUCAGGAUCGCUCGAAGACUGUGAAACUGAACUUGGCCAAUUAUGAGGGAAUGUUCGACAGCCCGAACCGGAAACAUGGGCUCAUCCAACUGUGGACCCACCACCCGCAGGAGGAACAUGAAGGGUCCGGUGCAAUGUGGAUCGGGUGGCAGACCGAGGCGGGAGCCUUGGUGGUCCGAUUCCUGGACAAUGAAACUGGUUAUUGGGACAUGGAACGUCACCUCGCUGGCGGGGAAGGAGCAGGAGCUUGUGGCAGACGUUGAGCGGUAAUUCAAAUUCAAAGAUAUUUUAUUAAUCCCAGAGGAAAAUUAGAGUUUCAGUACACACAAUUCAGAGAUCAGACAUACAUGGGUAAGACAUAUGACAAGAAUUGGUGACUGUGGUCAUUCGCAGCCCUCAGUUGCGCUACCUCUACCGGCUAGGUAUAGUCAGACUCACCUCGACACAUCGCAUUGGCUCUGGAACCCAAGUCCUUGAGAGGGGGUGGACGCUCUCCUUUGCUGGAGUUGCUCCGAGUGAGAGGCGGAGGGCUGGGGUUGGCUUUUUGUUAGCCCCAAGACUCUCUGUCUGUGUGUUGGGGUUUACCCCGGGGGACGAGAGGGUAGCUUCCCUGCGCCUUCGGGUCGGGGAACGGGUCCUGACUGUUGUUUGUGCUUAUGGGCCAAAUAUCAGUUCAGAGUACCCACCCUUUUUGGAGUCCCUGGGAUGAGUGCUAGAUAGUACUCUAUCAGGGAACACCAUUGUCCUGCUGGGGGACUUCAAUGCUCACGUGGGCAAUGACAGCUUGACCUGGAGGGGUGUGAUUGGGAGGAACGGCCCGCCUGAUCUGAACUCGAGUGGUGUUUCGUUAUUGGACUUCUGUGCAAGCCGCAGUUUGGCCAUAACGAACACCAUGUUCGAACAUAAGGAUGCCCAUCGGUACACUUGGUACCAGGACAGCCUAGGUCGCAGGUCGAUGAUAGACUUUGUAGUCAUAUCAUCUGACCUGCGGCCGUAUGUUUUGGACACCCGAGUGAAGAGAGGAGCGGAGCUGUCAACUGAUUACCACCUGGUGGUGAGCGGGAUCAGAUGGCAGGGGAAGAUGCCGCGUAGACCUGGCAGACCCAAGCGCAUAGUGAGGGUCUGCUGGGAACGCCUGGCAGAAGAACCUGUCAAGACGGUCUUCAACUCCCACCUCCGGCAGAGCUUUGACCACGUCCCGAGAGCAAUGGGGGACAUCGACUCCGAGUGGGCCUUGUUCCACUCUGCGAUUGUUGAGGAGGCUGUUGCUAGCUGUGGUCGCAAGGCGGCCGGUGCCAGUCGUGGUGGCAACCCCCGUACCCCCUGGUGGACACCAGAGGUUCAGGGAGCCGUCAGGCUGAAGAAGGAGGCCUACAGGGCGUGACUGGUCUGCGGGUCUCUGGAGGCAGCAGACGAGUACCGGAUAGCCAAGUGGGGUGCUGCAGUGGCAGUUGAGGUGGUUUGGGCAUCUGGUCAGGAUGCCUCCUGGACGCCUCCCUGGGGAGGUGUUUCGGGCAUGUCCUGCUGGCAGGAGGCUCCCGGGUCGACCCAGGACACGCUGGAGAGAUUACAUCUCCGAUCUGGUCCGGGAACGCCUUGGGGUCCUGCCGGAGGAACUGGUGGAGGUGGCCGGGGAGAGGACGGUCUGGAGCUCCCUAGUUGGGAUGCUGCCCCUGCGACCCGGACCCGGAUAAGCGGAGGAAGAUGACGACGACGACGAUGUUCUUCGACUGGCACCUAUUCUGGACCAUGCAGGAGUCUUAAAAAGCCUCGGUGUUCAGCCCUUUAUUGCUGUCACUGUUUUUGUUUGCGAUCCAGGUGCAGUAUCCCAGUUUUCCCAUGUAUCGUUUUUCUAGCAGGAUUGUUAACUCUGUCGGUUUUUUAUCAUCUGCUCUGUUGUGAAUUUAAACAGCAAUAAUAUUAAUGAGGUUGACCACUCAGGAUGCAGGACAUCUAGCUGGCUAGACACAACCACACUGAUGGAUGGCUCUGUCUUUAAGUUGCACCUCCCCCUUUUUUGGGUUUUGCCUUUCCGGCUUGGAUGCUCAGGUUUUCUAUUGCUGAUUGACAGCAAUAUGAUCAACAGCCACUAGAUGGUGAUAGCUACAUGCACUUAUUUUGCCUUUUUUUAUGUGAAAACCCAGAUUUUUUUUUAUUUAUAAUCCCAAACCGAGUUUCCCCCUAUGACCACUCAAGUCUUAAACGCCCAGCAAUAUGAACUUUUCUUCAUCUGAUCGUCUUCAAAGAGGGAUACUGCAUUUGUGAAAGCUCUUUUUGUUUUGUCAUUAAUUUCUUAAUCUUGUUUCAGGGUUACAUUGAACUAUAAAGGUGUCAUGUUGUGUGUGCAAGCAGCUGUGAAAGGAACUAAAGCCAGAGAAAAGCCCACAGAGCUAGAAGCUGCUCUUGGUUCCCACAUCUCAGUGUUAAUCCUACAUAUAAAAUAAAUGUAAAUACUGUGUAAUCUGUCUUUCCUCCCCACCUUUUCUCUUAUUAACGUAUUGCACAUCUCUGACAACCUGCUGACUGGUUGAAAAACAACAGAAAAGUACUUGUAUCAGUAUUGAACACUACUACAUGAAGGUGUAAACUCUUUUGCCGGUGGGUGAAUUAAAAUUUGCUUGAGCUUUUUGGAAUUCCUGCUAAUAAACUAAAGAGCUGCAGCUUCUCCGUUGUUUUAGUUCUUGUGAAAUGACCUCAAUUAAUGUGACGGCUGGGUAAUAGAUCUUUGUAACUGGUAUUUCUGGCUGUGAAGUAUGAUUGUUGUGAACUUUUAUUUUAUUCUUUUUUUUUUGUAGCUGGCCUACAUAAUUAUUGAAUUAAUUUAUUUGACACGACUGGUCAGGCGGUGUGUUCUUAUAAUUUCAGGCAGCUUCAGAAAUGUCACGACCAACUAUGUAGGGAAGCACAAUGAACCAGUGGGAAGAGGACAGUAUUUGUGUGGUAGAACAAAAGCAUCAGGGGACCGUUCAUCCUUUUUCUCUCAUCUCAUUCCUCUCAUUUAUAACCAACAGCAAUGUAUGAAACAUGUGUUUUUUUUCCAAAUCCCCAUUCCCUGUUGUAUGGCACUACGAUCAACCAAUCCUGUCAGUUUCCUGUAUUAUUCAGUGUACAGUGCAAUAGGAGAAUAAAAUCAAAGCAAACAACUGCAUGGAAUAAAUGCUGACGUACUGUACUCAAACCA
This is a messenger RNA of Nothobranchius furzeri (turquoise killifish), 9493 nucleotides long. RefSeq names its product mitogen-activated protein kinase kinase kinase 13 (gene map3k13). The record is from RefSeq and is a predicted model, not a curated record. Gene Ontology annotation, cellular component: cytoplasm. Gene Ontology annotation, biological process: protein autophosphorylation; signal transduction. Gene Ontology annotation, molecular function: ATP binding; MAP kinase kinase kinase activity. NCBI's taxonomy places the organism in Eukaryota, Metazoa, Chordata, Actinopteri, Cyprinodontiformes, Nothobranchiidae.